Messenger RNA from Malaya genurostris, 1467 nucleotides. RefSeq names its product zinc finger protein 836-like. Gene Ontology annotation, cellular component: nucleus. The record is from RefSeq and is a predicted model, not a curated record. NCBI's taxonomy places the organism in Eukaryota, Metazoa, Arthropoda, Insecta, Diptera, Culicidae. The transcript has 3 exons. Bases 101 to 1402 code for a protein of 433 amino acids. Gene Ontology annotation, molecular function: zinc ion binding.
ACCAUGGUCGAUAGCAACAGCUCAUGCCUUCAAUUUAAAAAAAAAUAACAACAAAUAAAACUUUUGAAACGAAAAAACAGUAAAGUGAUUAAUUGUUGAAAUGUCUACGAUAGACAAAAUGUGUCGUUUAUGCAUGGCUCGAACAAAUCUUAUUCAUUCCAUACUUCAGGAUAAUCUUCUGCAAAAGGUUGCGAUUUGCAUUAGCAUAUUGAUAAACCCCGAUGAUGGAAGAUUUCCACUAGAUGUUUGUGCACUUUGUGCCUUGAAAGUAAAAGAUUUUUUCGAAUUCCGCCAAAAUUGUCAGAAAGUACAGCUACUUUUCGAAAAGAAUUAUUCAUUCGAAGAAAAUCGUACUUCAACCGAUCUGGUUCCUAAAGUGGAGCAAUGUUUUACGCCAUUGUCGAAUGAAAUCGAAUCUAUAGAAAUCACAAACGUAGAAGUGGAAUUUGAAGCGCCCAUAAAAGGAAAUGAACAAAUCGAAGAAUAUGAGUUGAUUACUGACCAAGCUUCUGAAGUCGAAUCAGAGUUUGUAGAGCGGUUGGAUGAUACACAAUUUGAAGACAAUGAAGAGAACCUUAUAGAGCACGAUGAACUACAUUCAGAUACUGCAGAACCCGUCGAAUGUGAUUUCGAUGAUCAACAUAUCGAUUCCGUGGUAUCGAAACAUGAUUAUGAAAUGGUUGAAUUAUUAAGUUUUGAUAGUACCAGCCAAAAUGAAAGCUUAGUUAACACUUCUUCGUCCAAUAUUCCUUACAUUUUGUCUCCGCUCCAAGAAGACUUUCAGAAAGAUGACGAGAAUGUUUCUAAACCAAAAAGAUCACAAUCACGCACGAGGAAAAAACGAGAACGGAUCACACCAAAGCCACAACGAGAUGAAAAGGAAAUCUAUCAGUCACUCCUGCUGAAGUGUGAUAAAUGUGGGAAACUUGUAGAACGCAAUCGAAUGGAAGGUCAUGUCAAUCGACAUGAGGAUAUUCGACCGUACACCUGCAAUGUAAGUGAAUGUGGUACAAAAUUUCAUUGCAAAAUUGCUCUCAGAUUACAUACACAAGGUCGUCAUAGUUCAAAUCGGUUACCAUGUGACAUAUGUGGGAAGAUUUACAGUUCAACGAAAACACUGUACCAUCAUAAAAAGGAGACACACUCCGAAAAACAGUUCAAGUGCGAUCUGUGUGAUUUGGCAUUUGUUUCGAAUGCCCGAUUGAACCGUCAUAGAAUGACUCACAGCGAUAUACGGGAAUUCAAAUGUCCACAUUGUCCGAAGGAGUUUUACCGUAGUAACAACCUUAAAGUUCAUCUUCGAAGCCACACAAAAGAAAAACCUUUCGCUUGUAGUAUGUGUCCAAAAGCUUUUGGGUACCAGCGGUUAUUGAAGGAUCAUGUUGCACGACGCCAUAAUUGAUUCUAGAAAUUAAUUCAUUCAUAUUCCUUUAUUAAAUGAAUUAUUUAAAAUUCACAUUACUAAAA